Molecule: messenger RNA, 576 nt
Organism: Helianthus annuus (common sunflower)
Lineage: Eukaryota; Viridiplantae; Streptophyta; Magnoliopsida; Asterales; Asteraceae
Exons: 1
Coding region: 1-576 (191 amino acids)
Source: RefSeq, a predicted model, not a curated record
AUGUCGUUUCCCUUGUGUUGGGCGGAAGUUGGCGAAAGCCAAAUUACCGGCCCGGAACUCGUAGUCGACACAAAGGAAAAGAUUGCCCUGAUCAGACAACGCAUGGCAGCGGCUCGAGGCCGUCAGAAAAGCUACGCCGAUAAGCGUAGGAAACCCUUAGAAUUCCAUGUCGAGGACCGGGUUCUACUAAAAGGCUCACCUAGGAAAGGCGUGGUACGUUUUGGAAAAAGGGGCAAGCUUAAUCCGCGAUACGUUGGACCUUUCAAAAUUACCGAGAGAAUCGGUAAGGUGGCUAACAAACUGAAUAUGCCUGACGAGCUAAAUGUGGUACACAACGUUUUCCACGUAUUGAAUCUGAAGAAGUGUUUGUCAUAUGAAACCCUUAUCGUUCCUUUUAAGGAACUCACUACCGAUGAUCAGCUGCAUUUCAUCGAGGAACCAGUUAAAAUUAUAGAUAAGGAAAUCAAGACACUUAAGCACAACAAGAUACUUAUUGUUCGCAUUCAUUGGAAUUCUCGUCGUGGCCCAGAGUUUACCUGGGAACGGGAAGACCAAAUGAUGCCCAACUAUCCUUAG